AUGAAAAUUCUGUUUGAAGAUGGAAGAGUUAAAGUAGAAGUCCCUGAGGAAGAAAUAGCCAAAUUAUUUGUGAUUAAAGAAGUUGAACCCACCCCUAUCCCUGAGGAGGUGGAACAGGCUGUGGUACCAUGGGUAUGGGAGACAGGAGUCCCGGGGAAGUUUAAAGCUGCUCAACCAGUAAUAGUGGAGUUAAAAGAAGGGGUACAACCUGUAAGUAUAAAACAGUAUCCUAUUAAACUUGAAGCCGAAGAAGGGGUUGCUCCUCUCAUAGCACAAUUUCUAACACAAGGAAUACUGGAAGAAUGUGAAUCAGAAUACAAUACCCCCAUUUUCCCCGUAAAAAAAGCUAACAGUAAGUAUAGAUUGGUACAGGAUUUACGGGCAAUUAAUAACAUUGUUAAGGAUAUUCACCCGGUGGUUGCAAAUCCAUAUACUCUGUUAACAUCUGUGUCUGAAAAAUUUAAAUGGUUUACUGUAAUUGACUUGAAGGAUGCAUUCUUCUGCAUUCCCUUGGUUACAAAUAGGAAAUAUUUCGCCUUCGAAUGGGAAAGCCCAGACACCGGUCGUAAGAAGCAACUCACCUGGACGAGGCUUCCCCAAGGUUUUAAAAACAGUCCAACGAUAUUUGGGAAUCAGUUGGCAAGAGAAUUGGAAGGAUGGAAGAUGACUGAGGUAAGAGACUCACCGUCCUCAUACGUGAUUUUGCAGUAUGUCGAUGAUAUUUUUCUAGCCACUGAAGAGAAAGAACUGUGUUUGAAACUUACAAUAGCAUUGUUGAACAUGCUGGGCCAGGCUGGAUAUCAAGUAUCAAAAGAAAAAGCGCAGCUAAUAAAGGAAAGUGUUAUUUACCUGGGUUGUGAAAUCAUUCAGGGUCAGAGACGGUUGGGAAUCAACCGAGUGGAGGCCAUUUGCGCCAUCCCGCUCCCGAGGAGUCAUCAAGAAUUAAGAUCUUUCUUGGGGAUGGUAGGAUGGUGUCGAUUGUGGAUUCCGAAUUUCGGGUUACUAGCGAAACCAUUGUAUGAGGCCCUGAAGGAACCACAGUUGAACUGGGACAGGUUAAGGAAGAAUGCUUUUCAGAAUUUAAAACAAGCCCUGAAGGAGGCCCCGGCUUUAGGGCUCCCGGAUCUAAGCAAGGACUUUCAGUUGUACGUGAAUGAAAGACAAAAAUUGGCUCUGGGAGUAUUAACCCAACGGAUCGGGUCAUGGAAACGUCCGGUGGGAUACUUCUCGAAGCAGCUGGACACAGCUGGUUGGCCGUCGUGCUUGCGGGUAGUUACGGCCACGGUGAUCCUCAUUCAAGAAGCCAGAAAAUUGACAAUGGGCAAGAAAAUGGAGGUAUUUGUGCCCCAUAUGGUACUGGCUGUUCUGGAACAAAAGGGGGGUCACUGGCUAUUAUCUAACCGAAUGCUGCAGUACCAAGCAAUAUUGAGAGAGCAGGAUGAUGUAGAAUUGAAAAUAACUAAUCAUACUAAUCCAGCAGAAUUUCUCCGCAGUGAACAGGAGGAAGGAGAAUUGGCGCAUGAUUGUGUGGAGGUUAUCGAGCAGGUAUACGCAAGUCAGAUGGAUCUUAAAGACACACCAAUGGAAGAUCCAGAUUGGGAACUGUUUAUGGAUGGAUCAAGCUAUGUGGAAAAUGGUACCAGGUAUGCAGGGUAUGCCGUGGUGACUGUUCAUACGGUUGUAGAGGCAAAAGCUUUACCUCCUGGCACCUCAGCCCAGAAGGCAGAGAUAAUUGGGCUUACACGAGCCCUUAUUCUGAGUACUGGAACAAAAGUUAAUAUUUGGACCGAUUCUAAAUAUGCCUUCGGGGUAAUCCAUGUACAUGGGGCACUGUGGAAGGAGAGGGGACUACUCAGUUCACAGGGAACUUCUAUCAAAUACAAAGAAGAAAUCUUAGCCUUGCUGGAAGCACUACACAGGCCGACAAAGGUUGCGGUUAUGCACGUAAAAGGACAUCGAAAGGAGGAAGGAAAAAUAUACCACGGAAAUGAUUUGGCAGAUGUGACAGCUCGAAAGGUGGCACGAGAGGUAUGGACUCAGAUGGCAUUAAUACCUGUCAAGGUAAGCCCAGUAAAUCCCUACCUAAACCAGACACCUAAAUACACAAUAGACAAUGAGAAGCUGGCAAUGUUAUUGAAUGCACAAAAGAACAUGACUGGAUGGUAUGUGACAACAACGGGACAGGUAGUGGUACCAGCAAAAAUAAUGAAAGUCAUCCUUGAAACAGAACAUAAUAAAUGCCAUUGGGGUGCAGAGAUUCUCGAAACAAAUUCAACUGGGGAAACUACAGGAUGGCCAGAAGCCUACCCCUGUAGGACAAAUCAGGCUAAGGAAGUGGUCAGGACAUUGCUUAAAGAACUUAUUCCCAGGUUCGGAGUACCUCUAGGGUUAUCGUCAGAUAGAGGUCCACAUUUCAUAGCUGGAAUUGUUCAAACAGUAGCUAGGAUGUUGGACAUAUCAUGGGACUUGCAUACACCUUGGCGACCUCAAUCAAGUGGUCAGGUUGAAAGAAUGAAUCAAACACUGAAAGGGCAAAUUAAGAAAAUUUGUCAGGAAGCUAAAAUGCAAUGGCCGCAAGCAUUACCGUUAGCUUUAUUGCGAAUUAGGAUAAAACCCAGAGAGAGGUUGGGAGUAAGUCCUUAUGAGAUUCUAUAUGGGAGACCUUAUCAUGCUACUGUACUGAAGGGAGAUUUGCAUGUACAAGGGGAUCAAAUGAUAUUUAAUUAUGUAAUGUCACUAAACAGAACUCUCAACAGCCUACGGGGAGCCCUGCAGUGGAACCGACCUCUACCACUGGAAAAUCCCGUCCAUGACAUCCAGCCUGGUGACCGAGUGUAUGUGAAAAAGUGGUUUACGGAUCCACUGAAAGAAACAUGGGAUGGUCCUUACCAGGUGAUCCUGACGACAUACACGGCAGUGAAGGUGGCAGGAAUCGACACCUGGAUCCACUACACUCGAGUCAAGAAAAUUCCAACACAAUGGGAGGCUCAGAUAGUCUCCCUGACGCGAAUGAUAUUUCGCGCAAAGCCGCAUUCUUAA
Molecule: messenger RNA, 3039 nt
Organism: Haemorhous mexicanus (house finch)
Lineage: Eukaryota; Metazoa; Chordata; Aves; Passeriformes; Fringillidae
Biological process (GO): DNA integration
Molecular function (GO): RNA-DNA hybrid ribonuclease activity; nucleic acid binding
Source: RefSeq, a predicted model, not a curated record